AUGCUCGCACUGGAGCAUUCACGCCACCAACAAUUCGUCGACCAAGUAUACGAUCUCGAGCAAAGCAUUCAAGCACCAUACCCAAGUCUAGCCAUGGAUUCAUAUGAUGCCGUCGACCCUAUGAUCUCCUUCCACCCACUUCCAUAUUCAUAUUUCGAAAACCCAUCAAUCUUUGCUACUACAGCACCCAUGCAGAUCAAGCAAGAAAUGCAUCAAAUGCAUGACUUGUCCCGAUCGACCAUUUCAUCAGGUUCGGCAGCCUCAAUCCCCAGUGCUUCAUCCUCAACAGUGGGGUCCCCCUACUCUGGUCCUUCCCACACCAUCGCCAGCCAGGAUGGCUUCGACCAUCACCACAACAUCGCAUAUGGUCUUGGUGUCAUGCCUACCAUUGUCAACCACGAAUCCUUUGCUCAAGAAUUCGGAAUGUCCUUGGAGGCGGAACUUCCCAUCCACAGCCAUGACAAGCUGUCAAAUAGCUUUGUUGGUAAGUAUGCCGAUCUUUCCUCUUCUCAGCUUCGAUCGUCGACUAUUUCUUUUCCUCUUUCUGCACCUACCCACCGCACUGCAUCCUCUCCAUACCAAGUUGUGCAUUCGACCGAGUCACCCGAGACUUUGACCAUCAAUACCUCUCUCAAUGGGCAGGCUACUGAUGCAUCACCGGCACUUCCCGCUUCCAUUUUCUCCUCUGCCAUCCAUUCCCCAGCGGAAGCAUCUAUCUCAACUCCCGUCUUCAAGUCUCCAACAACACCAGCAUCAGCGCGAUGGACUCACCCAAAGUCUUCCAUAUCCCCAGCCAUCGAUGGAUCAUGUCCAUCUUCUGCCCGUAGGAUGCCAACCCACCCGUCACAUCCCAUUGCCAUGCAUUUUCGUGACUCGCACGUCAAUCAGCCCGCCAACGCGCGCUUCCAGUCUCAUUUCUUUGCUCAAAGCAGUGGUAACUUCAUCCAACCACUUGAAACAUCCUAUCCUGCUCUGAUACACGCUCCUCAACCAUUUGGAGAGACAUCAUAUCCCGAGCAAGCACUGUUCCCCCCCAACAUGCAUUCAUAUUCAGCACUUUCUCCCUCUGGUUCACCAGCCCUGUCACCUCAACCCUACAACCACUAUGCACCAGCACAAUUUUCCGAAGCUAUGACAAACCCCAACUUUUAUCCACAACAAACACAGCUUAGCCGGCGGCCUUCGAUCGCUUCCUAUGGCUCCCGUUCAAGUCCCGCGUCAGAGUUCGAUGAUGAGGGGCGAGAGAAGGGUCGAUGCCCCCAUGCUGACUGCGGCAAAGUCUUCAAAGACUUGAAAGCACAUAUGUUGACUCACCAAUCCGAGCGUCCAGAGAAAUGCCCCAUCCUGACGUGUGAAUACAACCAGAAAGGCUUUGCCCGAAAGUACGACAAGAAUCGACAUACUUUGACGCAUUACAAGGGCACCAUGGUCUGCGGCUUCUGCCCAGGCUCGGGGUCUCCCGCGGAGAAAAGCUUCAACAGAGCCGAUGUCUUUAAACGACAUUUGACCUCUGUGCAUGGAGUAGAGCAGACACCUCCCAACAGCCGAAAACGCAGUCCAACUUCCAACAACCGCAAGCUUUCCAGCUAUUGCCAAGAUGCCACUGGCAAAUGCUCGACUUGCUCCCAGACCUUCAACAAUGCUCAAGACUUUUAUGAGCAUCUUGAUGACUGUGUCUUACGCGUGGUUCAACAAGAGGAACCCAGCGAGGCAAUUAAUGCACAACAUCUUGCGGCAAUGUCCAGCGACAGUCACGUGCAAGAAACCAUGGAUCUCCAUAUGAUCAAGACUGAGGAGAACCCAUCAAUGAGCUUCGAAGAUGAUGACGAGGAUGAAGACGACGACGACGACGACGAUGAAGAAGAUGAGGAUCCAUCGUUCCAUGGUCGUUCUGGUAAAGGAUCGAUCAAGACUCACAAACAUCCUGCUCAUGCACGAGCGGUCAUUGGCGCUGGUGUACAAAAGGGUAAAGCAGCGAAGAAGAGCAUGACUUGGUCCAAAGGAGGUGUUGCUCUGGCCGGAAAAGGCCGCAAGAAGAGAAAGCACUAUCCUCCUUCAUGGGGCAUGUCUGCUGAGAAGAUGCGCAUGAAGAAACGUGUGCUCUGUGUCUAUGAUGGAGGUCGUCGAUUGUGGAAAGACGACAUGAUGCUUCACAGUGAGUUUGAAGUUCGCCUACCAUUAUCUGAUGGCAAGAACUACGUCACCGACCUCGACGUGGAGACAAUGAAGAGAGCAGUUGCUUUCCACAAUUCGAGUGAGGAAGAGAAGGGGCCGUGGCUUGCCAACGCGGAAGAAGAUGCACAAGGCUUCGUUGACCUGAAUGCAUUGAUGGCAAUUUGA
Molecule: messenger RNA, 2340 nt
Organism: Exophiala bonariae
Lineage: Eukaryota; Fungi; Ascomycota; Eurotiomycetes; Chaetothyriales; Herpotrichiellaceae
Exons: 2
Coding region: 1-2340 (779 amino acids)
Biological process (GO): regulation of transcription by RNA polymerase II
Cellular component (GO): nucleus
Source: RefSeq, a predicted model, not a curated record